Molecule: messenger RNA, 1359 nt
Organism: Camponotus floridanus (Florida carpenter ant)
Lineage: Eukaryota; Metazoa; Arthropoda; Insecta; Hymenoptera; Formicidae
Exons: 4
Coding region: 16-1227 (403 amino acids)
Biological process (GO): detection of chemical stimulus involved in sensory perception of smell; sensory perception of smell
Cellular component (GO): plasma membrane
Molecular function (GO): odorant binding; olfactory receptor activity
Source: RefSeq, a predicted model, not a curated record
UGCCCCGAUGGUAAAAUGUCGGCUAAACGUUGGAGCGAUGACUUCGCCUACGCUUUCUCCAUUCAUAGAAUAUUCUUGAAAAUAUACGGUCUGUGGCCAUUGCAAGAGCAGACGCUAUUCACGAAGAUACGAUACGUCUUUUGUGUUACUGCGCAGUUCAUGAUACUACCCUUUGUGACGUUGGAUCUCAUGUGGAACAAUGAGAAUGCGGGCACAGGAGGUAUAGAGAGCAUACUAUAUUUCGUGUCCACGGUGCUUGGAAUGAUAAAACAUGUGUGCAUCGCUAUCGGUCAGAAAAAACUAAGCAUAAAUCUCGAUGCUGCUAUCGAUGAUUGGUUGUCUACUAAAGAGAACGAAGAAACUCGAAAGAUUAUGAAGAAAUAUGCGGCCAGAGCCAGAAUUCUCACUCUCAUGUUGCUAUACUCGGGUGGCGGAUGUUUUAGUAUUUACAUGUCAGCGAUUGUGUUUAUAAAUCUGAAGCAGAUAUUUUUCACGGAUCCACUGAGUGCUGAUGCUAAUACAACAUAUUGGAUGCUCCUAGUCCCAUCUGGCCCAUUGGCUACCUCAAUCACUGGUUCGCAAUAUGUCAUACUCCUCAUCUUUCAAAUUGUUCAAACAUCCUUAGUAUGUUCGACGCAAUGUGUCAUAGACAGUUUUUUUUUCAACAUCACCUUGCAUCUCGCUGGCCAAGUCGAGGUGCUUAAAAACAAAUUUAAAAUUUUCGCGAAUGAUUCAAACACGGAGGCAAAUUACCGAAAGAAGUUCGUCAGCUUGGUUGAUAGGCACGGGGAGUUAAUGAAGUUCUAUCAAAAUUUAGAAGACACUUUCCACUUGCUUAUAUUAGUUCAACUCGUGAUGGUGACGAUUAUGCUUGCACUGAUAGGAUUACGUAUAAAUUUGUGCCUAAAUGAGAAAGAUCACGUCGAAGCGGCGAAGAGCAUUGUAGUCUUGAAUUACUUAUUAAUGGAAUCUUUGGUACUUACCUACGGUGGUGACUUCCUACAGAGGGAAAGUGAAGGUAUAUUUUAUGCGUUAUACGCAACUUCCUGGUUCACGCUUCCUGUAAAGCUGAUGAAGGACCUGCACUUCGCGAUGAUGAGAUCGAGCAUUCCGUUUCGUCUUACCGGUGGAAAAUUUUUCUACGUUAAUCGCGAGACAAUGAUGUACAUUCUCAAGACAGCAGCCUCGUACGUUUCCGUUUUACGAAUAGCACUAAGAGAAUCAUAAUGUUCUUCAAUUCAUAUGGGCUUCAUAUGUGUACGUGUUUGUGUGAAUGUGUGUAUGGCUGGAUUUAAAAUAUGCAGAAAACAAUAUUGUACAAAGAGUGAUACAAUGUAAAAGAUGCAAAUAUAUUUGAUU